AUGGCGCGGAAGCCGGCCGUCGCCCCAGGCCGGCGAGGGGGCGGGACUACACGCCUGCGCACGCGCGCAGGGACACAUAGGCGGAAGUGGUGUGCGGCCGCUGGAGAUGCGAGCACCUUCCGGGGCAGUGGCUGCCGUGGUGAAAAGUGCAGGAGUAAGAGAGAAGGAGGAAGAGGAGGUGAUGGCGACGGACCUGGGGAGGGGGAGACUCUCCGUCUGGCUGAGGCGCCACCCGGGCUGGGGUCACCCUUCCAGGUGACAUAUCGGCUCUGGGGGGCUGCACCCGGGGCCCUUCCAGUGUUGGGGACCCAGAUCCCCUCUCCCCCAGAAAACCUUGACACCGCCCGUCUUCCUUAUCCAGAACGAGCAUUCGAGGAGCGGAUAAGGUCGGGAUGGAAGGAGCGGGAAUUAAUAUUUUCAGUGGAGGGUUUUAAGUCCUAUGGCUGGUACCUUACUUUAGUGCAGUUUGCAUUUUACUCCAUAUUUGGCCUAAUAGAACUUCAGCUUAUUCAGGACAAAAGGAGAAGAAUACCAGGAAAAACCUACAUGAUAAUAGCUUUUCUAACUGUGGGUACUAUGGGGUUAUCAAACACUUCCUUGGGCUACCUGAAUUAUCCUACCCAAGUCAUCUUCAAGUGCUGCAAAUUGAUUCCUGUUAUGCUAGGAGGAGUUUUUAUUCAAGGAAAGCGUUAUAAUAUUGUAGAUGUGUCUGCUGCAGUAUGUAUGAGCCUUGGCCUUAUAUGGUUUACCCUAGCUGACAGCACAAUUGCACCAAAUUUCAACCUGACAGGAAAAGAUGCAUUUUAA
Molecule: messenger RNA, 807 nt
Organism: Propithecus coquereli (Coquerel's sifaka)
Lineage: Eukaryota; Metazoa; Chordata; Mammalia; Primates; Indriidae
Gene: SLC35B3
Product: solute carrier family 35 (adenosine 3'-phospho 5'-phosphosulfate transporter), member B3
Biological process (GO): transmembrane transport
Cellular component (GO): Golgi membrane; endoplasmic reticulum membrane
Molecular function (GO): 3'-phosphoadenosine 5'-phosphosulfate transmembrane transporter activity
Source: RefSeq, a predicted model, not a curated record